Chaetomium globosum CBS 148.51 is the source of this 1467-nucleotide messenger RNA. RefSeq lists its product as uncharacterized. Bases 1 to 1467 code for a protein of 488 amino acids. Gene Ontology annotation, molecular function: aromatic-amino-acid:2-oxoglutarate transaminase activity; pyridoxal phosphate binding; L-2-aminoadipate:2-oxoglutarate transaminase activity. The transcript has 4 exons. Lineage: Eukaryota; Fungi; Ascomycota; Sordariomycetes; Sordariales; Chaetomiaceae. Gene Ontology annotation, biological process: aromatic amino acid catabolic process; L-tyrosine biosynthetic process. The record is from RefSeq and is a predicted model, not a curated record.
AUGCGGAGUGCAAUCCGGACCGGCGCCUUCCGAGGCCUGCCGCCGUCAGCCCCCGCCUCGCUCCACUCCGGCAUCAAGAGCGUCCGGAGCGCACCCCGCCGGCUUUCCGUCCCGCCCCCUUCGGCGUUCCAUUCGAAAACCCCUGAUCACUCCGAGGCUGCGGCUGCCACGCCCAAAUUCCCGGAAGCCGAACUGACUCCGCCGCCAACGCCCCAGGAGCGUAUCACCAUCGCCGACAUCAAGGAGAGACGGGCCAGAGCCGGGCGUCUCAAUGCACCGACGGCGGCGUCCUGCAAUGCCGACAUGUUCAAGGCGCCGGCAAACCCAAAGCCAAACGAUGGGAUCGCCACGGGCUCCGCCCAGAUGACGCGCUUCGCCGUCGAGCACGUCGAGCUGGUCGGCGCCCCGCCCUACGCCGACUGGGGCGUGUGCCUGACCGUCGGCAGCACGGGCGCCCUCGAACAGGCCCUGCGCAUGCUGUGCGACGGUCCGGGGCGCGGCGAUACCCUGCUGACGGAGGAGUUUUCCUUCUCGACCGCGCUGGAGACGGCCGCGCCGUUGCGGGUGGGCGUCGUGGGCGUGGGGAUGGAUGGGGAGGGGUUGGUGCCCGAGAGGAUGGAGGAGGUGUUGGCCAGGUGGGAUGUCAAGGCUCGGGGCGGGCGGGCCAAGCCGAGGGUGUUGUACACCGUGCCGUCGGGGCAGAACCCGACGGGCGCGACGCAGAGCGUGGAGAGGCGCAGGGCCAUCUAUGAGGUGGCGAGGCGGCAUGACGUGUUUAUUCUCGAGGACGAGCCGUACUAUUACCUGCAGAUGCAGGAGCCGGGGACGGAAGCGCCCAAGAGUGUGGAGGCGUUUUUGGAGGGCCUGAUCCCCACGUAUCUGAGCAUGGAUGUGGACGGGCGCGUGAUGCGCAUGGAUUCGUUUUCCAAGGUCGUGGUGCCCGGGUCGCGUAUGGGCUGGAUCACGGCGUCGGAGCAGAUUGUGGAGCGGUUUGUUCGCCAUGCCGAGGUGGCUAAUCAGGGGCCGAGCGGGUUCUCGCAGGUGAUUCUGCAUAAGCUGCUGGACGAGCAGUGGGGGCAUGAGGGCUACUUCAGGUGGUUGAUGAAUUUGAGGAUGGAGUACACCAAGCGGCGGGAUGUCAUGUCGGCGGCGUGUGAUGAGUUUCUGCCUAGGGAAGUGGUCAGCUGGAAACCGCCGCAGGCCGGCAUGUUUCAAUGGCUGAAGGUCAACUAUGAGCUGCACCCUCGCGCCGCGAGCAAGAGCAUCAUGGAGAUUGAGGAGGAGAUAUACAACAGCUGCAUAGCAAAGGGGGUGUUGGUGGCCCGCGGGUCUUGGUUCCGUGCCGAGCAAGAUGUCCCGCCGUCGGGGCUGUAUCUCCGGGCCACGUUUGCGGCGGCCACGCCCGAGAAUAUGAGGGAGGCUAUUCGGCGGUUGGGGGAAGCCAUUCGGGAAAGUUAUCAGCUGUGA